Molecule: messenger RNA, 3088 nt
Organism: Oncorhynchus gorbuscha (pink salmon)
Lineage: Eukaryota; Metazoa; Chordata; Actinopteri; Salmoniformes; Salmonidae
Gene: telo2
Product: TEL2, telomere maintenance 2, homolog (S. cerevisiae)
Exons: 20
Coding region: 279-2804 (841 amino acids)
Biological process (GO): telomere maintenance via telomerase; protein stabilization
Cellular component (GO): cytosol
Molecular function (GO): telomeric repeat DNA binding; Hsp90 protein binding
Source: RefSeq, a predicted model, not a curated record
UGUUAGCGCACUCAUUUUGCGCAGCAGGCGUUUUUUUAUUUGGUAUCGUGAAAAAGUAGCUAAGACUAGCUAGAAGAAUAUAGGUUGUUUUUAAAGCAGUUUGAACCUUAGUUUGUUUUGGGCUGCAGUAUUUGUCCAAUUAAUUUAAUUCACAGCGUGAAACCGUUUCAAAUGUGUCGUUUAUCACCCGGUGAGUAGACCAGAGAUGUGGGAAUACAACCUUUAUUCUGGCUAAUGGUGGCUACUGGCUAGUUAGCUAAACAUUCAGGUGCUGGAGGAUGAUGCAGUCCCUAACCCCAGAUGUUGAAGUUCGACUCUCAGUGGGCCAAUGCGUCCGAACUCUCACUACCUCCAAAGAGAAGGAAGAUGUGGCCAAAACUCUACACACACUAACCAGUUACUUGGACGAUGGGCCUCAGAGUACAAUUACAUCAGCUCAGCGAGCAGAGUUCAGUCGAGCCCACUACACCCGGACCCUACAGUUUCUCAUCAGUAACAUCAAUGCUGAUUGGCUCCAGCUUCUUACCAUUGCCCAGUGCACAGAAUUGUGGGAUGGUUUGUUCCUCCGAGGUCCUCCAGACCAGACUCUGUUAGUGCUGAUGGAUGGUAUCAGCUCAAUGAGCAGCCCCAGUGCAGGUCUGGACCGUUUAGUCAGCAUCCUAGAGCGGUUCCUUCAGAGUGGUCGUCUGACAGUCCUACUGUGGACCCGCUGUCAGGGGACGGGUCCCUCCGACUCUCCCCAGCUCAGAGAGACCCUGCUGAGCCGCCUGGUGGCUCUGCCUGACCUGACUGCCAACCAACUGCACAACCACAACAAGACCAUCUUCCUCCCCCAGCAGUACUACCCCCUAUUGGCCAGAGAAAUGCUCACUGUGCUAGAGAGAACCUGUCAGGCUCUGAGAGAUAGAAAAGACUGCUCUCUGACUUUUGUGGCCCAGGCACUGGGGAAGGCCUGUGUUCAGGGACACAGUGGGUUAGUAUUUGGGGUGCUAGCCCCUUACCUCUCCUCCUGCACGCUUUCAGACAUGGUGUGGCAAAGGGUGUGCUGGAAGCUGCUGGAGAAUGUCCCAGAGCGCUGGCUGGAGAGCGUGCUCACUGGGAUGGUGCAGGCUGUCAACAGACCUGAUGCUCUGUCCAGGAUCAUGGGGAACCUGGUGUUGAAGAACAAAAAGGCCCAGUUUGUCAUCACCCAUAAACUGCUGCUGCUUCAAUACAAAUAUGAGACUCGUGUGUUGAGCAUUCUUCUAGGCUACCUGGCUCAAGACAGGGAGAGAAGGCCACUACUUAUACAGGUGCUGCGGUCGCUGUGCCAGGCCUGGGCUAACCCCAGUGCAGUCAGACACACCCCUCUGGAGCAGCAGCUCUAUGUGAGCCGGGCUCUGCUGCUGUGUGUGGGACUACUGAGUGAUGCAGAGCUACAGGAGCUACGCUCGGAGCUGCUGCAGUGCAUGUUGGGAGGGAUGCAGAGCCACCUUGACAGCAGUGUAGUCCGUGUGAGGCGCAUGGGCAUGGUGGUGGGGGAGUGUCUCAGCUCCCGCAUGGAUGUCAAUGGAGCCAAACUCAAAUUCGAAUAUGAGCAUGAUGAGGAGACCGAGGAGCUGCUCUCACUGAUGACUCCACUGUCUGAGGAAGAAACAGAGCUGCUUGAUGACAGAUUGGAUCUUCCUCAAGACGUCAAAGGGAAGACUGUACCCUCUCAGGCAGUACCAUCCCAGGCUGCUUCCGUGGCUCAGAAAUCAGGAGCUGACCCAGACUCAGAGCUGGAUAGUGAUGAUGAGCUCACCCCCUAUGACAUGUCAGCUGACCAGGAGAUGAGCCAAGCUGCCCCACCUCGCUACCUCCGAGACUGUCUGGAGGCCUUCCUCUCAUCUGAGGACCCAGUGAGGGUGGAUCUCAGUCUGAGAGCCAUUGAGGGCUUGGUGAGGAAGAACACUUCUACAGCUCGAGAGGUCAGUGUUGAACUGAGCAAGGUGCUGCUGCACAUGGAGGACAGGUACAACACUGUGGGUUUCCUUAGUCUCAGGCUGGCUGCUAUGGUGGCCCUCACUGUCACCGACUCUGUCCCCGUGACUGAGUAUCUGACCACAGAGUUCUACUCCAUGAAUUACAGUAUACGACAACGGCUGGAUAUUUUAGAGGUCCUCAUUAUGUCUGCGCAGGAGCUCUCUCAACCAAUCACUGACAAAGGAGGUCCAUCCAAGGCCAUUCAGCGGGUUACCAUGAAUACACCCCUUUACCCCGGCGAUGACCCCAUACACUGGCGACAAGUGGUGGAGAGGCGGAUUCAGAGUAAGACCAAACGGCUCAGUAAGGGUGUCACUCACCCCCCAGCCAAGCCCACCCCAAACCGUUAUGCCCCUGUUGCUGGCCACUUCUUCUUCCCUCUGCUCAGAAACUAUGACAGGCCUCAGGUGACCUUUGACCUGCUGGGCGGUGACCACCUGGUUCUGGGGAGACUGAUCCACACGCUGGGACUCCUCAUGCACCUAGCAGUCAAUGCUCCGGUGGCCACUCAGAUGGGCAGAGCUCUGUUGGAUUUUGUCUGGGCCGUACGCUACCACGUUGACCAGAUGGUGCGGCGAGGAGUCCUAUUUGCUGUCUGCUCCGUCUUUCUGAGCAUGCCCAGUCAGAGUUUGCUGGUGGAGCUCAGUGAUCAGCUGUUUGAGACCAGAGCAUGGCUGGCAGACGUAGCUGAAGGGGACCCUGAUACAGACUGCAGGAACCUGGCCGUGCAGAGCCUGGUGCUGCUGGAGAAGAGUCUGAAGACUGAAAUGAACCCUGCUGCACUGGUCCUGCAGUCAUGAUCACAACAUGAUGAUACACAGUGGACCUUGAAGUCCUAUCCCUCUGGUGUACAAAAGGCAACAAACAGCUAGUGUAUUGGUUGUGACUGCCGGUGUAUUGGUAGUGACUGCUUAAGGACACUGAUUGUGACAUGAGUACAAAUUAUGCUCGCCAACAGGAACUGGCUGACAGAAAGCCCGAGGAUGUGGCGGAUCCUGGACACUGAAGGAUGUCCUUUAAGCUAGAGCUACAGGUGCUGCAUCCCCACCAUAUCCUGAAAUGAAUAAAUGCAUGCCAAAGGAAA